AUGACCAUUUUGCAGGCUCAGCGAAUAAUCGAGGAAUCGCUCGACCAAGCGACGAAGGAUCAGCUCAAUGGCCUUCACGGUAUUGCAUUUGUAGCUGUUAAUAAAAAUGGAGACGUACUUGCACAACAUGCGUCCGGAACCCGCACGCAGAACGGUAGCGAUCCAGUUGACAACGAAACAAUGUUUUACUUUGCAUCAUGCACCAAAUUCAUCACGGCUAUCGCUUGCAUGCAGCUUGUUGAGCAAGGCAGGAUUUGCCUCGACGAUGCUGAAGCUCUCUAUAAGGCUGUCCCAGAACUUAAGGAGAAGCAAGUUUUUGACGUUCAGACAGGCGAGCUUCGACCUCCAAAGGGAGAUAUCACUUUAAGAAAGCUGCUUGCGCAUACUGCAGGCUUCGGAUACUCUUUCUUUGAUCCAAGAUUAAAUAUGUACGGGCAGAAAGUAGGUCGAACAUUUGCAGAAUGGUCCGGGAACAUGAAGGAUUUAACGGAUCAGCCGCUCCUUCAAGAUCCGGAUACGAUUUGGGAAUAUGGAAUCAACAUUGAUUGGGCUGGGAUUGCAUUAGAGAAGAUUACAGGCUUGACUCUCGGUGAAUACUGCAAAAGGUGUAUUUUUGAACCGUUGGGGUUAAAGAACAUUACGUUCUUCCCCGAUGCUGAGCAAAAGAAAAACAUCAUGACCAUGUUGCAACGAGAUCCCAGCGGUACUAUGACUCAGCGCCCUCAUCUCUAUCAAGUGGCUCUCGACGCAGAUACGCCCGAGAAGCAGACUAAAAUUUUCAACUCUGGCGGAGCCGGCUCGUUUGGCAGACCGUCCGAGUACGUGCAGAUUCUUGCCGCAAUUCUUAAUGGAGGCGUCAGUCCAAAGACUGGCCAUCGUAUAUUGGAGCAAGAGACAAUCGACACUAUGUGGGUUAAUCAGAUUCCACAAUUCCCAGACUUCGCCAGAGCGGGACCAGAACCUGCAGACACCACUCUUGCAAAUCGAGCACCUGAAAUGUAUCCUCAAGCAGGCAAUCCUCCUCAGGGAUGGGGUUUGAGUAUGUUCCUAACCAUUCAGCCUGGUGAGACUGGUCGUGGUGCCAAUACCGGUUGGUGGGCCGGCAUUAGCAACCAAUAUUGGUGGUGCGAUCGCGAAAAAGGCGUUGCUGGAAUGAUCUGCGGGCAGGUAUUACCAUUUGGAGAUGCGAAUGUUGUAGGACAAUGGUUUGCAUGCGAAAAAGCCGUUUACGACGCGCUCAUAGAUACAUAG
Verruconis gallopava is the source of this 1251-nucleotide messenger RNA. RefSeq lists its product as uncharacterized. NCBI's taxonomy places the organism in Eukaryota, Fungi, Ascomycota, Dothideomycetes, Venturiales, Sympoventuriaceae. The transcript is spliced from 4 exons. The record is from RefSeq and is a predicted model, not a curated record. The coding region runs from base 1 to 1251 and encodes 416 amino acids.